Molecule: messenger RNA, 717 nt
Organism: Osmia lignaria (orchard mason bee)
Lineage: Eukaryota; Metazoa; Arthropoda; Insecta; Hymenoptera; Megachilidae
Source: RefSeq, a predicted model, not a curated record
UCUGGGGGCCUGAGAAGAUUAGAACAUCUUUCCAUAGCGAAUAAUGGAAUAAAUUUUAUUAGCGAAACAGCAUUCAACCACACGGUUAAGCUUCGAUAUUUAAAUAUUUCUGGUAAUGCUUUGACAGCGUUAAGUCCUGAAUUAUUUAAACCUUUAACCUCUUUGGAAGUUCUUAUAUUGGAUAAUAAUAACUUUAAUGAUAUCCCACUAAUAAUAUCGAACAUAUCAACGUUGUCGAUGAAUUGUAACAAUAUAACUUAUUUAAAGCCAAGCUCGUUGGACGUGUUGCUUCAUCUGAGAAAGUUGUCUUUAGCCGGAAACAAGAUUUCGAACAUUUACCCUGGAACGUUUAAAUCUCAAGUGCUGUUAAAGGAAUUAUAUUUAAACGAUAACGAGCUGACUCACUUGUCAAGAAGCUGGUAUCAAUCUAUGAUGAAACUUCGAUAUUUGAAUUUAUCGGGCAAUAAAUUUACUUCGAUUGAAUCUGUUCUUGAUUUGGCUAACGUCGCUUUGAAAGAGGUUCACCUGGCCGGUAACCCUAUAACGUUCAUCGAAACAGGUAGACUGAAAACAGUAGCACAAAAUUUGACGAUUUAUCUGAACAUGAACGAGACACGACCGACGAGCUUCUGUAGACGCUCAUAUUCAGAAUUAUCGUUACAAAGUGGCAUACCAGCAUAUUGAAUUUUGAAAAAACAUGUAUAGAACAAUAUUAUG